UGGUGUGUGUGGGAGGUUCUCUGCUGGUCUUUAAAAUUAGCGAAUACUGCAGCAAGCAUACAGUGUGUGUAUGUGAGUGUAUGUGUGUGCCACGACCCAGAGGAAAGCAGGGAUUAACAUUUAUAAAAACCUCUCUUCCGGCUGCUGACAGAGAUGGCAGCCAUCCGGAAAAAGCUGGUGAUCGUCGGGGAUGGAGCUUGCGGGAAAACCUGUCUUCUCAUCGUUUUUAGUAAAGACCAGUUUCCUGAAGUCUACGUCCCGACAGUGUUUGAGAACUACAUCGCUGACAUCGAGGUUGAUGGAAAACAGGUGGAGUUGGCGCUGUGGGACACUGCAGGCCAAGAGGACUACGACAGGUUGAGGCCUCUCUCCUACCCUGACACAGAUGUCAUCCUCAUGUGCUUUUCCAUCGACAGCCCGGACAGUUUAGAAAAUAUCCCUGAGAAGUGGUCGCCUGAGGUUAAGCACUUCUGUCCCAAUGUCCCUAUCAUCCUUGUGGGGAACAAGAAGGACCUGAGGAAUGAUGAGCACACACGGAGAGAGCUGGCCAAGAUGAAGCAGGAGCCGGUGAAGGGAGAAGAAGGCAAAGACAUGAUCAGCAGGAUCAAUGCUUUUGGCUACUUGGAGUGCUCUGCCAAAACCAAGGACGGGGUGCGGGAAGUUUUUGAGAUGGCCACUAGAGCGGCGCUGCAGGUCCGAAAGCGCACUAAGAGACGUGGCUGCCCACUGCUGUGAGCAGCCCUGACACCAGGAAAUCCGCUGACCAAUAGGAAAUAGAAAAUACCAUUUAAAAAAAUUAACGAAAGGACUGACCUUUUACUAAAUGGCAUCUUAGUACUGUAUCGCAUUACAACUGAUUACAGGAAAUGAACUUUGUCUAUAUAACAGUGAUUAGAAUUGAAUAUUUAAAGUUCCCAGUGCUUGGUUUUUAUUUGAAAAUGUAUCUUUACUCUUAAUUACAUUUUUUCCUACUUUUUAGUUUUGAUGUAACAAGGCAAUGAUAGAUGCACAUAUUGUAAUGCAAUAUUGUUCUUCACAAGCUUUAGCAGCAUCCUUCUUAGCCUGUAUAAAGUCUUCAUGUCUCCACACUUUACUGCUUUUGAACAUAAGAGCUAGUGCCUUUUUUUUUUUUUUUAAGAUUGUACACCACUGUGUUUUUCUCAUGCCUUUAGCUAGCUAACAUUUCAGCUGAGGGUCUCUCCAUUGUACCGUAGCCAGUGUUGUCAUUGUGAAACCUGAGCAAAGCCACAAGUAAGGCAUUCAGUGCUGUCGUCUCAUGGAGCAGCACAAAGGUUUGCUUGUGUCAUUUCUUUUCGCGUUCCCUCAACAUUUGACAUGCUCAUUUAGGGUAUGACUAGCAGUAUCAAAUUAAAAAAGUAAUGACAGAUAAGAUUUGAUACAUUUUUUCUAGUUAUUGCUGAUCUGUGCCGUUGGCCUAGAUGGAGGGGAUGAGAACAGGCCAAUAUGACCCAGUUAUGCACAAUGACUGUCAGGACAAACUGAAAAAAACACACAGCUGAAACAGAGAAAGGCCAAAGACUGGUGUAACAAGGGAUUGUGUGUUUUAAUGCAGGCAACUGAGUUCAACAAUUCGAUUGAGCUCGUCACACCCGCUCUUGGACUGUGUGUUUGUCGGAUCAGCUGAGUGUUGGAAAUAAUGUUUUAGAAGCUGUUAGCCUUCGCGUGUGGAUGUUUCCUGUCCAGGGACAUUCUUUAAAUGUUUGAGAGGAGCGUAGUAAGGUCCGUGUGAGGAAUUUGUUUUUGCCUGGUGCCUUCUCUGUUGUGGUGUGCCUUUGGUUGUUCUCUCCCAGACCGCAUAGACCCGGGGCACCAUGCCAACAAGGUCAAGAGUGAGUCAUGUUUCACACAUCUUAGUCCUUUGAAUGGCUCCACACAGGCUCAACUCAGCAAGGUUAUCAAUGUCAUAGGUUUCCUAAGCUUUCAGUUAUAACUAAAUAAAUAUUAGGAAUUAAUCCAUAUAUGCAGACUAAUCUUUAUUAUAUAGCCUGAUAAGAUAGGUAACACCAAUGUACUGGUGCAUCACAAAUGAAAAAUGAGAUAACCUUUGUCUUCUUUAACAUCACUGGACAAACAUUCAUCUGCAGCUAUAAAUAUUAUCUUUGAUGUUUAAGAGUCGUGUAUUACUGCCAAACAAGUUUGUACAACUGUGGAAACUGGUUUUUAUUCGUCUGUAUAUAUAUCCUGAUUUAUGUUGGUGUUUGAUAUUUUAUGCCUCAAGUCAAAUAAGACAUACAAUAUUGUGAAUAAAAGCAGCCUUUGAAGACACGUCAGACACUUGGUCCUCUCAGAAUAUUCCAUUCAGAUCUUUUUCCUGGAAAUGCAGCAGCUUGAUAUACAAAGCUUGGAAAGCCCAGUGACUUUCCUCAGGCUCAGACCCCUUAUGGCAUUCCUUCUCUCUGCGCUCUACUUUGUACAUUAUUGUGGAAAACAAGCACACCAACAAGGCAAGGUGAAACUGAUUCAGAUACUUAAUUCUCUUAAAGGUUUUUUAAUCAAUUAAAUCAUGGUUUUUUGAGAUAUGUGUUUCAUAGUUGUGGUAUGAUGUUCACCGGUCUCAACAAGCUUAAUGAAGCCAAGGAAUUCCUGGGGAUUAGCUUGGAGGAGACAGUCAAAUAGCCUUCACAGCUGGAAGCACAGCAUACUGAUGCUCUCCUUAGAGCUGCAGAGGGUUCAGUGAUUAACAUAUCACCAGGAGCAUGUAUAAUACUGGCGUUACAGAUAACGUUGCGCUUUUUAUAAGUAGUUGUCCUCAUGAUGUUGAUGCAUGCAUGAGAAAAACAUUGGUCUUUACAGCAAGCACACACACACGGCUUUGGGAACAGCUUCAGCUCAGUGUUGUGCAGCUUUUCCUUUCUUUCUCUGGAAGUAUUUGAAAGGAUAAGGAAUCCGGAUUUAUAUUAAGCGUAUUGUAAGGAUGCUUUGUAAACGGGAAGUGUUGUAGCUGAGGCUAACAUGAACAUUGUUAAUAAACUAUUUUUGAGACGA
Molecule: messenger RNA, 3006 nt
Organism: Eleginops maclovinus (Patagonian blennie)
Lineage: Eukaryota; Metazoa; Chordata; Actinopteri; Perciformes; Eleginopidae
Gene: rhoca
Product: ras homolog family member Ca
Exons: 5
Coding region: 154-735 (193 amino acids)
Biological process (GO): Rho protein signal transduction; stress fiber assembly
Cellular component (GO): cleavage furrow; dendritic spine; cytosol
Molecular function (GO): protein kinase binding; GTPase activity; GTP binding
Source: RefSeq, a predicted model, not a curated record